Molecule: messenger RNA, 1041 nt
Organism: Pleurotus ostreatus (oyster mushroom)
Lineage: Eukaryota; Fungi; Basidiomycota; Agaricomycetes; Agaricales; Pleurotaceae
Exons: 7
Coding region: 1-1041 (346 amino acids)
Cellular component (GO): membrane
Molecular function (GO): serine-type endopeptidase activity; ubiquitin binding
Source: RefSeq, a predicted model, not a curated record
AUGUCAUUUGAGCAUGCUCCCGUUUCCAAAGGUCUAAUAGUGGGCUGUGCCCUGUCGUCAAUCACUGUUGGACUGUUCGAUGUGAAGCACUACUUCCAUCUCCAGCUCGUGCCCCACCUUUCUCGUCACCAUCAAUAUUGGCGAUUGGGCUUACAUCACUUCGCGUUUUCAAACUCCAGUGACCUCUUCCUGGCGGUCUUGAUACUUUACUCAACGGGCGUGGUCAUUGAACGGCGCUUUGGCUCCAUCAAAUUUGCAUCUUUUAUCCUUGCGUCGCUGUUCGUAUCGACGAUCUUGGAAUUCGUUGCAUUGAUUCUGUUCCAUCGAGUUGGCCUUAAUUAUAUCCCCUCCGGUCCCUCAGCGCUCGUAUUCAACAUACUCUAUCAAUAUUCGCGCAGCGUGCCGUUUGUGUAUCAAUUUCGCAUCUUCGGCAUACCAUUGAACAACAAGAGUUUCACCUAUGUCCUCGCAUUACAGCUAGCGUUAAGCCACCUCCCAGGCUCUGGAGCUUCAGCCCUCAUUGGCGUUUUAACGGGGAUACUAUAUCGGUCGGACAUUGCUAACCUAAAGGCGUACCGUGUAUCACCGCAAGUGGUGUUGUUCGCCAGGAACUAUCUGCGACCGCUAAUUGGCACAACGCGUCCCCAGCGACGGUCAAACCUUGCCCUUCCUGAUGGUGUAGCGACGACUCCAGUAGUCGGGGCUAGCAAUUCUGCGGAGACGCUUUUGCGAGAAGAAGUCGUGACGACAGCAAGACGCUCGGAGCAAGGUGGUACUACGACGGGCGACAGUGCCUCACCUAGUAGCGAGGCUGCGGCGACGACUGGCCCAUCCGUGAUGCGAGAAUGGGUCAAUGAAUUAACGGGGAGAACGGAUCGUGCUAAUGCAGGCAUCCGUGUCCCUACGGAUGCAGAGGUCGUUCAAGUCUCUACCAUGUUUCCUGAUCUUGACCGGGAUGUGAUUGUUGGGGCUCUCCAACGCAGCUCCAACAUAGAAGCAGCUGUUGAGACAUUGCUGGGUUCUCAGACGCAGACUUCCUGA